Molecule: messenger RNA, 1431 nt
Organism: Durusdinium trenchii
Lineage: Eukaryota; Dinophyceae; Suessiales; Symbiodiniaceae
Source: the annotation of a GenBank genome assembly
AUGGCCAUUCUUGGGCUGGCUUUUGCCGCUGCCAGUAGUGUUUGGAUCACCGUGAGGCUUGCGCAAGGUGGUGAAGUCGAUCACCUGGAUUUGACCAUCAGUUGGACCAUCUCGGUCACGGGCAUCGUUUUGUUGGUCUCAGCACCUUUGCCAGAUGACGCCACCUUAACACGUCUUGCCAGCUUGGGUGUGGCAACUCUUUGUGGCUUCUUCACCAGCUAUGAAGCCGUCGAUGCGGUGAAGCAUUUGAAAAUGUUCGCAGAAGCCCAAUGUUGGCAGAGGCCGAACGUCAUCACCUUCGAAGAUCGUCGCAUGUCUCAAGGAAUUUGUAUUUGGUAUUUAUGUCUUUGUGUGUGGAACGUUUCUUGGAAUGUCUUGAACAUGGGGUUGUUCCUUUCAACUGCAUUCCAACGGAGCGCUUACACAAUGCAAGACCGAAUGUGGAGAUUUUUGACUCUUUUCUUUCAAGUCAAUGUUUUUGUGGAUGUUGUGCAGAUUCUCUUCGAUACUGUGGCUCUUCACCGUCUCAACACUGGAUGCUUUUUCCUUAUAGGAGAUUUGACAGGCCUGUGCCUCACCUGCUAUGGCGGCGUCCCGAAGCGCUUGCACGAGCUGCUGCGGCGCUACUUCGAGGCCACCGAGCGGACGGCUGCGGCCGCGGGCAUCGCCAGCCUGGUGGGAAAUUGUGCUGUGCAGGAAGCGUUGGACCAAGCGACCUCAAGGUUUCGAGUGAUCAACGUCGACAAGAUCCAACUCUCCGAUUUGGGCAGCAACCAGCCAUCAGCCGAACUCUUCGAGCGAUCUGUCCCUGCUAGCUUGGGCUCUUGCGAUGCCUUCAUCUCACACUCUUGGAGUGACGACCCAGGCGCCAAAUGGGCUGCGCUCAUCUCGUGGCGAGACCGCUUUGUGAGCAGCCGUGGCCGAUCGCCCUAUGUUUGGUUUGAUAAAGCCUGCAUCGAUCAGAGCGACAUCGAAGCAAAUCUGCGGAUCUUGCCCGUCUUCCUGAGUGGGUGCAGCUCCUUGCUGGUCCUUUGCGGCUCUUCAUUCCUAAGUCGACUCUGGUGCGUUCUGGAGCUUUUUACCUUCGUGCACAUGGGAGGGAAGACUUACGACAUUGAUUGUAUCUCCCUGCUCUUGCCCGGUCAAGAAGAAUCAGACUGGAAUGCCAUCCACGUUUUUUGUUCGCAGUUUGAUGUGCGAAAUUGUGACUGCUCUGUGCAAGCUGACAAGGAGAAGAUCCUGUCAAUCAUCCAGACUGGCUUCGGAGACAUGGACCACUUCAACCACGCGGUACGCCGCGUGAUGCGGCGGAUUGAUGGGCUCUCAAGCCACCAGUUCCUGUUCACCUCUUCAGAUUCUUCGAGUAGUUCGUCCUCAGAAUUGAGCGACAGCGACAGUGAGACCGAGCUAAGUCCAUACAUGGAAGACUGA